Messenger RNA from Protopterus annectens (West African lungfish), 450 nucleotides. RefSeq names its product basigin (Ok blood group) (gene BSG). The coding region runs from base 1 to 450 and encodes 149 amino acids. The transcript is spliced from 3 exons. Lineage: Eukaryota; Metazoa; Chordata; Ceratodontiformes; Protopteridae. The record is from RefSeq and is a predicted model, not a curated record.
AUGCUAAUUAGAAAGUCCACCAUAGCAGAAGAAGCCGGAGGACAAAUGAAGCCAAAGUUUCAGAAAACUGAGUCCUACAAGCAGUUGGCUUAUGAACUGGAGACUAUUCAGCUCAAGUGGAAUACACUUUUUUUUUUUUUUUUUUUUAAGAUUAAUGCUACUGAUGACAAAUACAAGAUUCUUAGUGUUCCUGAAAAGACAGAAUUGCACAUCCAAAACCUGCAUAUCAAGAACGACCAAGAUAGCUAUAUUUGUGAAGGAAGCAAUGAGAUUUCUGCUGCCAAUGCCACAAUAGUCCUACGUGUUCGUAGUCGACUUGCUGCUCUUUGGCCUUUCUUGGGCAUUGUGGCUGAGGUCAUCGUCUUGGUUACAGUUAUCUUCAUUUAUGAAAAGAGAAGAAAGCCUGAUGAAGUUCUUGAUGAUGAUGAUGCUGGAGCAACUCCUUUGUAA